Messenger RNA from Panicum virgatum (switchgrass), 3789 nucleotides. RefSeq lists its product as uncharacterized. Bases 2408 to 3169 code for a protein of 253 amino acids. The record is from RefSeq and is a predicted model, not a curated record. NCBI's taxonomy places the organism in Eukaryota, Viridiplantae, Streptophyta, Magnoliopsida, Poales, Poaceae. The transcript has 2 exons.
AUGCGUCAAUGCUGUUCGUCUUGUAGUCCUCUCAUUAGCUGAAAGCCGCCGCUCCUCGUCCCUCCGCUACGCCGCUGCUUGCUUCCGCCCCUUCAGUGCCGGGCAUCGCCUGCCUCCCUCCGCAGUCUGCACGAGCCAGUUUUUGUGCUGCGUCGUAGGCCGGUGGCUUGGCACCCCUGCAACCCAGGUCGGGUCCACGGCGACAAGAGUUCGUGGAGGGAAGACGGUGGAAUAGUGGAGCUCAUCCACAGCUAAGGCAGACUUUGGGUGGAGCUCGAUCUCUGCCUCUCUGGUGCCCAUCGAUUUGGUGGACUCGAUUAUUGGGGCGGUGGAUUUAAUGCUUGUCCGUGUGAGAAAUUGAAGCAGGCAGGAGAGAUGCAUGCUGCUUGCUUGCUCUGUUCAGAGAUGCCGGAUUUGAGCAGGUGCGGUGCAGAGCGGCGGCAGCUCGCAGUGGACGGCGGACGGCCGGCACUGGCGAGUGUGGCCUUCUACGAGCAUCCGGCACCUGAGCUCGGACUCCUAUGUGCGUAGCGGCCGGGAGGAACUCGGCCUUGGUAUCCUUUGCCCGGAGCUUCAACUCCUCUGCGUGCGGUGGGCCGGUGGUGCACAGCCGAGCGGAGGGACGAAGGCCGUGAGCUAGACGAAUGGCUUCCGUGAUGGAAUGCUAUUUUCAGGAAUGAUGGAGUGAGCGAGCGUGCAUGGGAUGAUGAUGAUUUCUGCCCUCCAACACUAUAGUGAUCAGCUUGCUUUUUAGUGGGCUAAAACUUGUUUAAAUAACAAAUGGAACAUGACAGGUGCAAGCUAAACUUAAACCUCAUUUAAUAUUUAUAUUCGAAGUAUUUCUACCAUGCUCCACAUAUUAAUUGCAGGAAUAAGGAGCCUGGACGUGCAUAGAGAGGAUGGACCAUUCAGCUACCAUGCGAAUCAGUUGUGGCUGUGCAAAACAAAUAAAUUCGUGAGUUAGGAAGACAACCAGCCACCAAACUGCUGCUUCACACACGCAUUAAAAUAGAAGAUGAAGACCAACCAUGCAAAGUGCUCCACUAGGAUAUCAAUGCAAGGACUGCUGCAACUUCCCACUACAAGUUCUCAAUUAAGUCUUAAUCUGAACUGAAAUCCGCACUAGUGUUUAUGUGUUAUAUAUAUCCAUGUAAUAGUCAGCAUAAAGAACUUUUGGCUGCCAAUUCCGAAAUACAAACACUUUGAGUUCUCCUUUGAAUGUGAGUCUUGAGAGGCUUGCAGACUUGUUCUUUCGAUUCCUGAGGGAGUUGUAGAACGCCAAACUGUGGUUCACCCAGUUUGUGCCUUCAAGUCUACACGGCGUGAUUGCGUGGGCUGUUUUGUUGGUACGUGGAAGGGUGAUUGUCUCGGUAGUUUGUCGCGUGUGCAGACUCGCGGUGCGCUGCCUCUUCACCAGGUCACGCAACGAUAGUUAUCAGAUUGGAUCCUUCGAGAAGAUCGGGACACAACUUCGCUCACGCGUGAUCUGCACGCGUGCAUCUGUCAUCUGGUAUCAAAGCCUCCGUUGACUCGGUAGGAUCAUUCUUGCUUCUGGUAGGAUAGAUUUUUAUAUACCUACAGUCCACAAAAGCCACAAAAAAAUAGACCUAUCGCCUCUCAUUUGUGCAGCUGAUUCGUAGUUUGCAUUAUCGAGUUUUCAAUCCUUAGAGACUUGUCUAGUUGCUAAUUUCAGUUGGUCUGAUCUCUCCUAAUCUGAUUUUUUUUUAUUUUUUUUCUUUCUUUCUCCACGUCUUGCUGACCUUUACCCUUGAUCUGAUCUUCAUUUGUUCUUUGAAACUUCUAAAAAAAAACCACCCAUCCCACCCUUGCUUGGUUCCACAUCGGGCACGCAUUCAGCACCAGAAUUCUUGUUUCUUAUGCUGCCAUCCUUGAUUAAAAAUGGUGUAUCGUAUUUGUGAAAAGGUACUGAAAAAAAAAGAGUUGGAAGAAAGAAAGGAAACUAGUGGUUCAGUUGACAAAAAAAAAGAGAGAGAAAGAAUUCUGUAAAAAAAAACAUCAAGGAGACGUAUGGGUAUUUGCAAGACAUAAGGGGUUUCAGCAGCAAUUUGUUUGGUGCCAAUUGUUCCCUUCAGUCCACUUCUUUUACAUUUGGUCCUUUCCUUUCCACCUAUUUUUUUCUUGUGAUCAGAAACUUCGACUCGUGUUCACUUGUGGAUUAUUAUUCGAUUUUGCAUCUCUACUUUUCAGUGCACUACACAUAUAUUUUACCGCACCAAACUCCACUCAAAGCAUCGUGAGCUGUUGCACCAUCGUCUCUGGAACAAUCACUCUUCCACUGCAGAUUGCUGCCCCGGCUCUUGACCUUUCAGGAAGAGAAAGAACUUGUUCAUUAAGUGAUGAGGGAGUGUUCCACAUAUAAACAUUUUUUUUCUUUUACUACUCUAACAUGGGUGACCAAGGUGGUCCUAUUUCUGCUGCAGAGUUUCAGGAUAUGCGUGAACAAAUGAACCAAUUGAGACAACAGCUACAAGCACUUCAAUGUAACCUACGCCAUGCACCUAAUAGGGAGGAUCAACAUGAUGAUGGAGAACAUGUAGAGGACGAUGAUCCUGCUGCCUUGGAGGCUGAGGCUGCACGUCAUGCCGCUGCAGGAGGCGGUGGCCACGGACAUGGUGCUGGUGGUGGUCAUGGUGCUGGUUUUGGCAAUUUUAGUGUACCUAAUAUGUGGCCACAAUUUUUUGGUCGUGCACGUCGUGUUCCUAUUAUUGGCACUGCAGAUUUUGACAGUGAUGCUGAUUUUGAUUAUCAAAACGACCAUCUAGCAGGGCACUAUGGUAACCAUGGUGGUCAUGAUGAUGAUCAUGGAGGUGCUCCCUUUGGUCAUUUUGGUGCUUUUGGUAACCACCAAUUUGCUGGUAAUGAUGGCCACCGUGAUCGGCGUCAUGGAGCUCCUGACCGCCGCCAUAAUGAUGAUGGUUUGGGCGAAGUUAAAGUGAACAUACCUGCAUUUACCGGCAAGGAAAAUGCUGAUGCUUAUUAUGAGUGGGAGACCAAGGUGGAUCAGAUAUUUGAUUUAUAUGAAUACCCAGCUGAGAAGAAAGCAAAAUUGGCAGCAAUUGAAUUCAGAGGUUGUGCCAUCACAGGGGGAAUCAAGUACGUGCAGAAUUCCAUCGUGUGGGACAUGAUCAUAUCACUUGGGAAGACAUGAAGAGGGAAAUGAGACAUUUUGUUCCUGCAUAUUAUUCUCGUGACUUACAUUUGUAGCUGAAACGCCUUGUGCAAGGUGAUAGAAGCGCUGAUGAGUAUUUACAAGAAAUGGAAAUGUGCCUCCUUCGUACAGGGAUAACUGAGGAUGAAGAAUCCACCAUGGCUCGUUUCUUGGUUGGACUAAAUAAGCCAAUGGCUAACAAAGUGGACAUGACCAGUUACACCAAUCUCACGGAAUUGGUGCAUUUUGCUAAAAGGGCUGAAUGACAGUUGGCUGAUUCUUAUAAUAAGAGUCAUGUCUCAUUUCCACUAAUAAUAGUAAUACUCCAUGGUGCAACCAACAACAGCAAGGGUCUGGGGUCCACACAUCUUCUGCCACUUCUACUCCAUCUUGUGCAGCCCCUCGUUCAGUUUCAGGUUCUGCAAAAACAAAUUGAUGCAAAAGGCAAAACUGUGAAUUCCAGUCAGUCCAACUCCUCCAAUGCUACAGCCUAGAGGAAGAUGAGUAAGAUUGAGUGUUGUAAGUGUGGUGGUCAUGGGCAUAAGCAAGCUGAAUGCCCCAACAGGCGUGCUAUUAUAGCACUUGCUGAUGGUUCUUAUGAUUCUCAGAGUGAAGAGGAG